This is a messenger RNA of Danio rerio (zebrafish), 1423 nucleotides long. Lineage: Eukaryota; Metazoa; Chordata; Actinopteri; Cypriniformes; Danionidae. The record is from RefSeq and is a predicted model, not a curated record.
GACCAGGAUGGAUGGCGUGUUGGGCUGAUAUAUAUGUGGUAACUGUGGUGAUGAAGGUAUGAGGUCACCGAGACGUAACAGAGAGACGCUUCAUAAAUACUGAAAAAUCUGCAGCAUUUGCAACACUCUAUUGAUAAAGAAUGGCUACUACGGCAAAACCCCUGACCGUCUCGCAGCGCGCACUUUCAUCUCCGCUCUAUAUCGCGUUUUACGUGAUUCUGGUGCUGCUGGGGAACUUGGGGAACAGUUUGGUCAUCGGGGUGGUUGGCGAGGGCCUUCUGCGGGAGCCGGGAGUCGCCCGCAGCUCUGAUAUUAUCCUGGUCAACAUGGCUUUAUCCAACCUGAUGGUGUCGUUGACGAGAAACUCUCUUCUGGUGAUUUCCGACAUGGGAGUGCAGGUUUUCCUCAAUAGAAACUGGUGCCGCUUCAUGAUGGGCAUCUGGGUUUGGGUCCGCUCUGCUAAUGUCUGGUCGACGUUCUUUCUGAGCGCGUUUCACUUCCAGACUCUGCGUCGGGUCGCUCCUCCUGUCUCGAAUGUGCACGGUCACCCCGGACCCCCACGAUCCCUGAUAUUUGGCUUGUGCCUCAUCUGGAGCCUCAACCUGAUCUACUCCAUCCCUGCCUUCAUCUUCUCCAAGAACGGAGACGCAAACUCCACAGAGACGCUGAUGUUGGUGAGCAGCACCACUCGGCCACUGCUGGGCUGCAUCUGGAACUUUCCUUCAGCCUACAGUGGCCUGGCCUUCGCCACCUCCUCCAUGAUCCUCCAUGAGUCCAUCCCCAUCUGCCUGAUGAGUAUCACCAACAUGGGCUCCCUGUUGGCUCUGUAUGCUCACGGUGAGGCUCGGAGAGCCGCCAAGAAGAGUUCGGAUGCUCCGGUGGUCUCCCGCAUCCCUGCAGAGCGACGGGCAGCAAAGGUGAUUCUGGCGCUCAACAUCCUCUUCAUUCUGUCGUGGGGCACCAGCGUCAUCUCUGUCAACUAUUUCAACUAUAACCGCGGAUCGUCCACAGACUGGCUGCUCAUCGCCGCUCGUAUCGGCAACAUCACCUUCAUCGCACUUUCACCAAUCGUCCUGGCCGUGGGACACCGGAGACUGCGAGCAUUUCUAGCGUCAAUCCUGACACAUUCAAUCGCUCUCUGUCGCCACCUAUGGACAUACAAGCUUCAGAAAUGAAAUAUAUACAUGCAGUCGAGCACGAAAUCAUACCGUACUCCCAAAUUCAACAAGUCGGAAUUUAAGUCAGAAUUUGCCAGGGGUUUGAAUAGUUUUGGGCUUGACUGUAUAAUAUAUAUAGCCUUUUAUUUAUUUCUAAUAUAUCUAUUUUCAGCAUCAUCAGGUAUAUGUAACGUGUCACAUAUUUAUUUUUAAUAAAGUUGCAUUGAUUACCCAACAAUGAAAGCAGUUGUGUGGCAUUUAAAAUC